AUGGACCAGCUCAACAUCAGCCCGGAGACCGCCCAAGGCCUGCAGAACCUGUCCGCCAAGGACAAGCAGGAGCUGAACCAGUUUGUUCAAAACGAAGCACAAAAGGCACAGAUACAGUCAGCCGUCCACAGCCUUACAGAGACUUGCUUCCGCAAAUGCGUCACGGGCAAGAUCUCAGCCGCCGCACUCGAUCGUAGCGAAGAGCCUUGCCUGCGCAACUGCGUCGAUCGGUUCAUGGAUGCCAACAUGACUGUCAUUCGUCAUCUUGAGCAGAUGCGGACGAUGUAG
Zasmidium cellare ATCC 36951 is the source of this 288-nucleotide messenger RNA. RefSeq lists its product as uncharacterized. The transcript has 2 exons. Bases 1 to 288 code for a protein of 95 amino acids. The record is from RefSeq and is a predicted model, not a curated record. Lineage: Eukaryota; Fungi; Ascomycota; Dothideomycetes; Mycosphaerellales; Mycosphaerellaceae.